AUGUCGAAAAAUAAAAAAGGGAUCGUGUGGGAGGAUAGAGAAGUGCUUUUCGAUUUACCUUACGAGUACCUCAAAUUGCGUUCCGGGGAAAAGAUUUUCGACCGAAUCGAAGCCAUAGAGGACACAAAAGGCAACUCCGGUAUUAAGGCCAUCGGCCUCAAUUGUGUCAUAUCAACAAGCAGCAAAAUGGUGAGUUCUGGCUUGCGAGGUUCCACCCAAGCCUUGUACGUCCUAGCUACCUUCAGAGACAAUAAAUAUGAGUUUGUUUUCACCAAUCUCGCACCCAACUGCAUACGCCAUUAUACUACGGUCACUACAGUGCAUAAGGCCUAUGUUGCUUCUAGACUAUACAGAGACUUGAGACUUCGUGGAGCUAUCGUUCAUAAUAAACAACUUCGGAUGUUGCAUCUUGAGCAGAUUUCUCUCAUGGAGUCGGGCGUUUGGAAUCUUUCCAGCGAAUCGGGCAAUCUUGGAACAAUGAUUGUAACCAAUGUUAGAAUCGUAUGGUAUGCAGACGUCAACGAAGCUUUUAAUGUCUCUCUACCGUACAUUACCAUCGAAAAUGUAAGAUACCCUUUUAAGAUUUCCAUUAGAGACUCUAAAUUUGGUAACGCCCUCGUCAUUCACGUUCGGUCAACCUCUGGAGGCUACGUCCUCGGUUUCCGAGUCGACCCCCCGAAUAGACUUAUUUCUCUGCUCUCGGAACUACAAAUCUUACACCAGGCUUACACUGAAAAACCCAUAUUUGGAGUCGAAAUGAAUUGGAAUCAAGAGGAACCGCGACAUUUAAGCGACGACAUUGAAGAAUUGGAAGAAAUCGGAGAACCACGAGGUGAAAUGGGGCCUUCUCUGUACUUGGCAUCGCAAUUGGCGCAGAAUAAAGAAGGUUCAAACGUGCAACCUGUGUACAGUCCUUAUCUGGGACUAGCUAUUGAACCAUUAAAGGAAGGAUUCACAUUGAAAAGCAUCUUUGAAGUUCAAACGACUUCGUAA
Leptosia nina is the source of this 993-nucleotide messenger RNA. Lineage: Eukaryota; Metazoa; Arthropoda; Insecta; Lepidoptera; Pieridae. The record is from the annotation of a GenBank genome assembly.